AUAUCUUCGCGUCCUUCACUAUCUGGUUGAUUUGUUCAACUCAGAGAGAGAGAGAGAGAGAGAGGAACUGAUUUUUCUUAACCCGUUUCUAGUCUUUCCUUCCCUCUUUCUAACCGGUUUCCAAACCACGACUUCCUCAGAUGAGAUAUUUGCGUGUCUGGUCUUCUUUGAUUUUUUAGCCGACCCUAUAUCUUCUCUGCUCUUGUUGCUCAUUGUUGUAUCAAGAACAUUGAUUCUUCAUUUUAGGAAUCUCAGGUUUCAGUUCUGUGGCUGUCCAAGUUUUCUUCGCUGAUUCCUUCGCCGAUCUCUGUAGUCAUUUUACUCUUGAAAAAUGUUUGGUUUUAGAAAAUCACCCUUUUCCAAGAUCAAUAAACAAAACUCGGUUGACCCUGGCUUUUCUGCUUUUUCUGGUACUAACCCUUUUGAUUCAGACACUGAAUCUGACUCCAAUCAAACCCUUAAACCUGCAAGAAAAACUUCUUCUGAACCUACACUUACUACACCCAACCUCAAAGCCAACCUUUUUGACGAAGACGGUGGAAACACAGCAGCUUCUGCUUCAUCUUCAUAUUCUCGUCCUUCAGCCCAAAGGAACAAAUACAAGAAUGACUUCCGUGACUCUGGAGGAUUGGAGAACCAGUCUGUACAAGAACUGGAGAACUGUGCUGUGUACAAGGCCGAGGAGACGACGAACACCGUCAAUGGCUGCCUGAAGAUUGCUGAGAAUAUCAGAGAGGAUGCUACUAAUACUCUGAUCACUUUACAUAAGCAGGGUGAGCAAAUCACGAGGACCCACCAGAUUACUGUUGAUAUUGAUCAAGAUCUCAGUCGGGGGGAGAAACUUCUUGGGAGUCUUGGUGGUAUGUUCUCUAAGACCUGGAAGCCAAAAAAGAACCAUGCAAUCAAAGGGCCAGUGAUCUCUAGAGAUGACUUGUUCAAAAGAAGGGGCAAUCACUUGGAGCAGAGGGAGAAGUUGGGGUUGGCACCUGUACCCAAGGAACAGUCAAACUCACGACAACCUCCUCCUGAACCCACAAAUGCAAUACAGAAAGUAGAGGUGGAGAAGGCCAAGCAAGAUGAUGCCUUGUCAGACUUGAGUAAUAUUUUGGGUGAGCUGAAGGUUAUGGCCAUUGAUAUGGGGACUGAAAUUGGAAGGCAUAAUGAAGCUUUGGGCAAUGUUGGUGACGAUGUGGAUGAGUUAAAUUUCCGGAUGAAAGGUGCCACUCAGCGUGGGCGUCGUUUGCUGGGGAAGUAAAGGCCAUGAAGUUUUCUGACUUGCUGCAGACAUGCUUACUGUACUUGACUUGGGUUCGCACAACCCCUCUCUGAUUCUUCUUCUGUAAUCUCAUGUUUACCAGCUGUGUAAUGAAUUUGAGUUCGGAUAUUGGCAUGAUUCCUCCUAUUCUUUUUAAGCUCCUUUGUAUACAUUGGAAAUUAUGAUGCUUCAUUGCAGAUUUUCAAGCA
This is a messenger RNA of Macadamia integrifolia, 1464 nucleotides long. RefSeq names its product SNAP25 homologous protein SNAP33-like. The record is from RefSeq and is a predicted model, not a curated record. The transcript has 6 exons. The coding region runs from base 332 to 1255 and encodes 307 amino acids. Lineage: Eukaryota; Viridiplantae; Streptophyta; Magnoliopsida; Proteales; Proteaceae. Gene Ontology annotation, molecular function: SNAP receptor activity. Gene Ontology annotation, cellular component: plasma membrane; SNARE complex.